Messenger RNA from Alternaria burnsii, 834 nucleotides. RefSeq lists its product as uncharacterized. NCBI's taxonomy places the organism in Eukaryota, Fungi, Ascomycota, Dothideomycetes, Pleosporales, Pleosporaceae. The coding region runs from base 1 to 834 and encodes 277 amino acids. The record is from RefSeq and is a predicted model, not a curated record. The transcript is spliced from 2 exons.
AUGUCCACAGAUGCCGUAGUCAUCGAUGUUCCACCCAACCACGCAGAGGUUACGAACUCUUCCUUUACGCAAUACUCACCUCUUCCGCAAGAUGGUGAUAGCUUUCGCCUUCUGCGUGUGCUGCCUAGUCCGAUCGCACUUUUACCAAUCCAAUGUAAACUAUAUACCACUUAUAUCUCUCGUGAGGAAGAUCAAUACAUCGCCGGAUCCUAUGUCUGGGGACCACCAGAGCCAUCAAAAACCAUAUUACUAGACGGCAAACGCUUCAAAGUACGCGAAAAUCUCUUCCACUUCCUGCGAGCCUUCCGCAAUCGACACCAAUCGCAGGUGAUAUGGAUAGAUGCGAUCUGCAUCAAUCAAGAAGAUGUCGAGGAGCGAAACCAUCAGGUUCAGGUGAUGAAGCGGAUCUACUCUAGUGCCAAAUGCGUUAAUUGUUGGCUCGGUCAUGACGCCGAUCAAAAACCUCCUGCCAGUAGGCUUGGUGUAUCCCCUGUGACUGAUCUAUGGUAUCUGCGCAGACCGAUUGAUAAGCGCUCAAGACAAUUGGAGCAAGCCGAACACUUGGUAAAAGCAGAAUACUGGACAAGAAUGUGGAUUGUGCAAGAGUUCCUCCUCGCGAAAGACCUGACAUUGUUGGUUGGAAAGCACAAGCUAUCUUACCACGCAUUCGAAGAUAUUGUGUAUUUCUGGGAACUUCGGGAUAUACCGGACUCAAUCUUCUCAAGCAAGACAUUUGAGCUGAUACAAUUUCGAUUGGGACAGGCGCGGCAUUUCGAAUUGCUGUUUGAACAGUUCGGCAUGUCGCCACGUUCGGUUCCACUAGAUGGGAUUUAG